ACAAGAGGCAUUUAUACCGAGAAGAGCAGACAAGGAAGAGCGAACAACUGAGUAAAAUAUGUUUUUUUAAACAUAUUUUAUUUACACAAAAACGCACAAUGGAUGCUUAGAAAUUAACGAGAUUUAUUUUUUUUGUAUACGCAAGGGUUUUUUUUUUUUCUUCAUUUUUCUUUUGGAUAGCAGGAUAUUUAAAUAAUUCCCGAAAAGGAUGAAGGAUUUAACAGCCCAGAGUAACGAAGCCUUGAAAUACCUGAAACAGCUUAACCUGCAUCUAGAACAGGAGACGAAUUUCCUGCCCAAGCAAACUGGAUUAAACCUGAUUGAGUCCGCUCCAGAGAAUGACAACUUUGUCUCAGCAAAACGCAGAGAUGCCAAAGUUGAAGAUCUCUGGAGCUUGACGAACUUUUUUGGGUUUAGUACGGAGACCUUUGCCCUCGCUGUAAAUCUGCUGGAUAGGUUUUUAGCAAUGAUGAAGGUGCAGCCCAAACACUUGUCCUGCAUUGGAGUCUGUUGCUUCAACAUUGCAGCUAAAGUGGUGGAAGAGGAGUGUAAUAUUCCGCCAACCCAUGACAUAAUCCGCAUCAGUCAGUGCAAAUGCACUGUUUCAGACCUCAAAAGAAUGGAGAAAAUUAUUUCCGAAAAACUGAAGUUUCAGUUUAAAGCUAUAACUGCCUUAACCUUUUUGCACUUGUACCACGCUGUUGCACUUUCACAUACCUCAGAAAGAAAGGACAUUCUGAAUCUCGACAAACUUGAAGCCCAGCUAAAAGCCUGCUAUUGUCGAUUCAUGUUCUCUAAGGCAAAACCAUCAGUAUUAGCUCUGUCUCUCCUCACUCUGGAGAUUGAAUCCCUGAAGUCCCGAGACUUGUGUGAAAUUGCACAGUGUGUUCAGAAACAUUCAAGGAUUGUUGAUGAAGAUUUCCUGUACUGGAGAGAGUUGGUAUCUAAGUGUUUGGCAGAAUAUUCUUCGCCUGAAUGUAGCAAACCUGAUCACAAGAAAUUGGUGUGGAUCGUUUCCAGGCGAACAGCUCAGAGUCUGCACAGCAGUUACUGCUGUAUUCCAGAGCUGCCGACAAUUCCUGAGGGAGGCUGGGACGAGAGUGAAAGUGAGGACUCGUGUGAAGACAUGAGCUGUGGAGAGGAGAGUCUGAGCAGCUCCCCAAUGAGUCAUCUAGAGGGGGCUUUCUUCCCAGAAGAUCUCCGUCACAAACCCAAGUGGCUUUCAGUACAGUAGCAACCGUGAAUCUUGUUUUAGACUGAGGGGGUCUUAAUACAACAUGUCAUUGCUGUUGAUUCCACACCAGUCUUCACUGGAGUUCUGCUCACAUAAUAUCGGGCUAAACCAAGUGCCUGUGGGACAUGUACAUUUUCUAUAUGUGGUUGUUCACAGUUUUGACAUGCUGCAGUAAGAAAUAAUUUACAGGUUGCAUUUAUUUGGCAGCUGACUAUUAUGCUAGAAUUUUAAGUGUAGCGGUUUGUGAAAGUUUGAUAACCAGUUAGUAGGAAUACAGUUUUGAUUGUUGAUUAAUUAGUUCUGUUUGUACUUUUCACAUUCCAGAAGAUAAAGCACAAAGCAGCAGUAUCAGUACUUGCUAUGAUGCCAAGUACAUCAUUCUUGUAUUCCUCAUUUGAAAAACCAAGACAGCUGAAUAUCUGGGAAAAUGCCAAAACAGUUAUUUUGCACAUUAUUUUUUAUCUUUCAAGAUGAGAGUAGCUUGCAGGAACAAAAAAGGGGUUAUUCUAGCCUCUUAAGAUGAAGAGUUGUAAAUAAACUCACUGGUAAAAUAUCAGUGCCUAUGUAAAGGCAAAAACACAACACCAGCCAGCUUAGCUUCCAUGAAAUUCACUGUUUGAGGUGCAGAAUGGCUAUGAAGCAUCUAUGGUGCUACAGUGUGUAUUGUGCUUUACUGCAGACUUUUCUGAAUUGCUCUGAAUUUAGUUUUGUUAUUCUUUGAGAUUAUAGUGCAUGAUUUUUUUUUUUGUUGUUGUUAAAAUUACUUUGUGCCAACUUAAAGUAUGCAUAAAAGAGUUUACAUGGAAGAGUAAAGAGUAUGUUGUAUGUGGUAAGAUCUGAUUAGUUUCAAAUGUGAGUGGUGUCAGGUUUGGCUUGUAUGAACAUUUGUUGUAAGUUGACUGAUACUGUGUGUAAAGCUAACUUUAUAAAAAGAAAAAAAAAAUACAAAAUGUAUAAAUUGUAAAAUGCUAAAAACUGUAUGUAUAAAAAAAACUUGUGUUAAAAUGUACAGAAAAUUGCACACGUUUAUAUAUGAAGUUAUUUAAAAUGUAAAAUGUUCAUUAGAAAUGUAGCAUUUUGUAUAAUUGCCUGUAGAUAUUAACUUAUUGUUCAUAGUUACAAAUAUUGUAAAUUUAGUUGUCAUGAUUUUGAACAUUUUGCAAGAAUCUCAGGCAAAUAAAAAAUACUUUCUUUUUUAU
Messenger RNA from Polyodon spathula (Mississippi paddlefish), 2433 nucleotides. RefSeq names its product cyclin-G2-like. The transcript is spliced from 8 exons. Lineage: Eukaryota; Metazoa; Chordata; Actinopteri; Acipenseriformes; Polyodontidae. Gene Ontology annotation, molecular function: cyclin-dependent protein serine/threonine kinase regulator activity. Bases 209 to 1234 code for a protein of 341 amino acids. Gene Ontology annotation, cellular component: nucleus; cyclin-dependent protein kinase holoenzyme complex; cytoplasm. The record is from RefSeq and is a predicted model, not a curated record. Gene Ontology annotation, biological process: regulation of cyclin-dependent protein serine/threonine kinase activity; mitotic cell cycle phase transition.